AAAAAAAUUAAACAAAACUGAAUACUGACGUGUACUGUGUACCUACAACGAUACGUUUAUUGGAGAUUUCGUAAUUUCAUGUAGAUUUCUAGAAAAAUAACCAUGUCGGCCAACGAGAGACUAUUAAAUACGGAAAGAGAAGAAACGCCACAACGCAGUGAACCUACAUCUGAGCGCGAUGCGUAUUUCCAAGCCCUCAGGCUCUGGAUUCAGCAGGCGCAAGUGUAUCAGAAUCUUUCGACAUGUUUUCCGUAUUACAUGAUGUCUAUACAGGGACUGCAGACCAAUUCGACUAAUCCACCCCUGAUCAACAACAACUACCAGUUGCAGGGCGGCCAGCAGUUUCCGUUUCAAAUACCCGUUCCCCCACGGCCUCCUGCCGACAACCAACAAGCGGAAGAAAACCUCACUGCUGCAGAAGUAAUUUCUAGGCAUGGAGGAUAUGAGUACAUAAUACCGCCCCUGUACAAGAGGCUGGUAGCAGAGUUUAUUGACUUCCUGCUGCUGUUUAUCCUGAAACUUGUUGUCACAUUUGUGGCUGUAGAUGUUUUUGAAAUUAUCGACUUGGACAAAUUUGACUUCUACAAGUUGAGUGAGGGCUAUGAUGAUUAUAAAUAUGCCAUGGAGCUUACUUCAGAGAUUCUGUUUUUGGAAGUUAUAUACAGGAUACUUGUGUGUAUUUAUGAGGCAUUCUGUUUAAGCAGUAACGUAGGACGAGCUGGAGGAGCUACUCCGGGCAAGAACCUCCUGGGCUUGAGAGUGGUGACAGCCACAGCAGUCAUCCCCGUUGAGGGCCGAGCCAAGCAGACUGUCCUACUGUACCCGGGAAGGCCUUUGAGCUUCCAUCUAGCAUUGUUCAGAUCACUGAUGAAGAACUUUCUCAUUUCUCUACUGUUUCCGUUAUUCUUUAUACUAUUUGUGUUUCGGUUUAAUCGUACCGGAUAUGACCUGCUCUGUGGAGUCAUAGUCGUAGAAGAGAAUAUUUUCCCCGUGAGACGGUUUGCACCAUAAUCUGUGGAACGAGGAUUUUGCAUGAUGUACAAAUUGAUGGUCAUAUUAUUUUGUAGAUUUUUUGUUAUUUUGCCGGUUACUGAUAAAACAAUGUGCA
Aricia agestis (brown argus) is the source of this 1108-nucleotide messenger RNA. RefSeq names its product protein FAM8A1. NCBI's taxonomy places the organism in Eukaryota, Metazoa, Arthropoda, Insecta, Lepidoptera, Lycaenidae. Bases 103 to 1011 code for a protein of 302 amino acids. The record is from RefSeq and is a predicted model, not a curated record. The transcript is spliced from 4 exons.